This is a messenger RNA of Caenorhabditis remanei, 1674 nucleotides long. RefSeq lists its product as uncharacterized. Gene Ontology annotation, molecular function: chloride channel activity. Lineage: Eukaryota; Metazoa; Nematoda; Chromadorea; Rhabditida; Rhabditidae. The transcript has 9 exons. Bases 1 to 1674 code for a protein of 557 amino acids. The record is from RefSeq and is a predicted model, not a curated record.
AUGACAGUCGCCUAUUCUCUAGACGUUGCCACAUCGGGCCUGUUCACUCAGAUCAAAGUACUGCUGAGAUGGAAGGGAUCGGUGUGGAAGUCGAUAUGGUCAGAGUUGCUCAUCUGGCUCUUGUUGUAUUCAGUUUUGUCCGUUAUUUAUCGAGUGUUGCUGAAUAAGGCGCAGAGAGAAGUGUUCGAGCAGCUGUGCACAUUCUUCGACACUUUCUCUGUGUUCAUUCCGGUCACCUUCAUGCUUGGCUUCUACGUCUCAAUUGUAUAUAACAGGUGGACUAAAGUGUUCGAUAAUGUCGGCUGGAUUGAUACCUCGGCCCUCACAAUCGCCCAAUACAUCCGCGGAACGUCCGAACGUUCGCGUCUAAUCCGCCGCAACUGCAUCCGCUACAUGAUAGUCGCCCAGGCGAUGGUCUUCCGUGACGUCUCCCCGGCAAUCCGUCGCCGUUUUCCCACUAUGAGACAUCUGAUUACAGCGGGUCUGCUGACUGAGGAUGAGCUGGUUGAAUUCGAUGCGAUAGUCAGUCCGCAGAGUAAAUAUUGGCAGCCGAUUCAGUGGUUGUUCUCUCUGGUUACGAUAGCGAAGGAUGAGGGGUUGAUAGCGGAUUAUUAUUUGUAUGUGGACUUGAUGGAUAAACUCCGUGACUUCCGUACUAAGAUCCUAAACCUCGUCAUUUUCGACAUGGUCCCAAUCCCCCUCGUCUACACACAAGUCGUCAAUCUCGCCGUCCGUACCUACUUCCUCCUCGCACUAUUCGGUCGCCAAUUCCUUGAAAAUAGUGCAAAUAUUCCCGGUGCCAAGUGGAAAAUUGACAUCUACUUCCCGAUUAUGACCUCCCUUCAAAUAGUUUUCAUAAUUGGGUGGUUGAAGGUGUCGGAGGUGAUGUUGAACCCACUUGGAGAGGAUGAUGAAGAUUUUGAGACCAAUUGGAUUAUCGAGAGAAAUUUACAGGUUGGAUACGCAGUGGUAGAUCAAGCAUACGGUAGAUUUCCAAUAAUCAAACGUGACCCAUUCUGGGAGGACGAGACCCCGCAGACAUUGGACACGCCGACGUCGACACGCAAACCGCAUACCCAUAUGCAGGGUAGUUGCAUUAAUAUGAACGAAGCAGAUCUCGACAACGGUCUAAUUUCAUUCGUCCGCCGCCGCUCUCGAUCUAUCGGUGAUGAUGACUCGUCGUCUAUUUACACUGAAAAUACAGAUAAACGAGCCAGUACUGCUUCGAUGCUCCCAAGACAUAUGUGGGCUCAACCGAGAUCCAAGAUCUCAAAUGCUAUCGCCAAGUUUUACAAAUCUGACCCCGAGCCAAGGAGAGCUAGUGUUUGCGUCGCCGCUCUCGACCUCAACCACCGUCGCCCGUCCACCGACCUUCGUGAAAUUGAAAAACCGGAAAACGUGGAUGACGUCAUAAUCGAUGUGCCCGCUUUGGUUCAAGAGAGAAUUCGAAUUGCCAAACAACAAGCGGCCGCCGUCAAAAUUGAGAUACCGGAAGCCUCCAUCUCAGGAACAUCAGAGGCUACGUCCCCAUCUGGAAAUGUGAAAUGGUUCGUUGAAGAGAUGCCAGUAAUUGAGGAGGAAGAUGAGAAGACGCAUCGGAAGACACCCAGGAAUCUCAGUGCUAGCUCAUUCGGCAGUCGUAAUCCAGGCGGAGGUGGUUCUGGUUCCACAUAA